Messenger RNA from Vollenhovia emeryi, 2147 nucleotides. RefSeq names its product glycoprotein-N-acetylgalactosamine 3-beta-galactosyltransferase 1-like (gene C1GalTA). Gene Ontology annotation, molecular function: N-acetylgalactosaminide beta-1,3-galactosyltransferase activity. The record is from RefSeq and is a predicted model, not a curated record. The coding region runs from base 618 to 1727 and encodes 369 amino acids. Gene Ontology annotation, cellular component: membrane. The transcript has 7 exons. NCBI's taxonomy places the organism in Eukaryota, Metazoa, Arthropoda, Insecta, Hymenoptera, Formicidae.
UCGUGUAAUUGCGGCAUUGCAUAAUAAAUAUAGUGGGCCGCGCGUUUGUUUUCUGUAUUCGCACCUGGCCAUUUGAGGCGUAAGCGGUGCAUCCGUAAUCAGCCUCACUUACUUGGAGAUAACGCGGUAUCGUAGCAGUACGCUGAUGGCACUAUCAGUAAAGUGACUAGUCCCGGGUCGCACCUGACAUCGCGAGGACGUUUACGACCGGCUGUUUCUAGACACGUCCAGAGAAAUGAGUGCAUUCAUUAUUCAAAAGAGCUAACGUGUAUUGCGGAGAUCCAACCCUCUGAAUCGGAAAGAUCGCAUUACAUAAGACACCCUCGUAUAUGUAACUCACCUGGCAGUCUUCACCAAGUCCGCUUGACUAGAGACGGAGAGGGAAAAGAUGCGCUCUGCGAAGAUUGUCCAUCUUAUUGUAAAUAACAAGUUUAUUACGCGAGCUUAGAAAUGGCCUUGAAGAGUUUAUCGUGUUAUCCAAACAUCCUGUUGACUAGAGUGCAGUAAUAAGAUAUAUCAUGCAUUUACGCAAGAAAAAAUGAAUACGAAGGAGACUGUAAUUUAUAUUGAAGCAUUUAUAGCGUUAUUCAGUUGAGUCACAAUUUAUAUUACUUAUCAUGGUGCAGCAGCGACUUCCCAGUUUCGAUAUUUUUUACACAGGUGGUCGAAGCGGGCGACGAUUUGUACUGACACUCGCUGCUGGAAUGAUUUUUGGCUUUUUAUCGGCAUGUCUGCUCAUCGCAUCCUCGAGAGACGUACCGCACAUAUUCAGUUGGGUGCCAGGUAGUUCUAGUUUCUCUAGAGAUCCUCAUCAUUAUUCGGAACUGGAAUCAGAGAUUGGUCCCGAAACGGAAGUAAAAUUUCAUGGCGAUGACGAGGACUUCCACAAAGGGGAAGAUAGAAUAGCUCAGGAUAUGGCGAGAAAAGUGCGUGUUCUUUGCUGGGUGAUGACUGGUCCGAAGAACCACCAGAGCAAGGCUCGACACGUGAAAGCGACAUGGGGGAAACGUUGCAACGUACUUCUUUUUAUGAGUUCUGCGGCAGAUACCAGCUUACCCACUGUAGUGCUGCCAGUGAAGGAGGGUAGAGAUAAUCUGUGGGCUAAAACCAAAGAAGCUUUCAAGUACGCUUACGAGAAGUACAAAGAUAAAGCAGAUUGGUUCAUGAAAGCUGACGACGAUACAUACGUGGUGGUGGAAAAUCUACGAUACAUGCUGUCAUCGUACAAUCCAAAUUCGUCAUUAUACUUCGGAUGCAGAUUUAAACCUUUCGUGAAACAAGGUUACAUGAGCGGUGGCGCGGGAUAUGUACUUAGUAAGGAGGGCUUACGCAAAUUUGUGGAAGAGGGCUUACCCGACAAGACCAAGUGCCGACCGGAUAACGGCGGCGCGGAGGACGUGGAGAUGGGGAAAUGUCUCGAGAAGGUUGGCGUACGCGCGAUGGAUACCAGGGAUCCUCACGGGCGCGGUAGAUUCUUUCCGUUCGUGCCGGAGCACCAUUUGAUACCAAAUCACGUAGACAAGAAUUUCUGGUAUUGGAAGUAUAUCUAUUACGAUACCAAGGAUGGCUUGAACUGUUGUUCGGAUAGUGCUGUUUCAUUCCACUACGUGUCACCGAACAUGAUGUACGUUCUAGAGUAUCUAAUUUACCAUUUGAGGCCGUACGGCAUCAAUCAUAGUCUGGAGAGACCUUCUCCGGACCGACCGUCGACGUUGACCGAAUACUAGUCCGUACACUGUCGUAAAUAGAUCGUAAGGUUCUAUCAUUCUCGUUUUAUACAAUGAUACUAGUCCAUUCGAGCCAACGAUACAAGUGUAAUUACUCUCAACGGAUAAAAAGUGUGAUAUAUCGUACUUCUUAAAUAGAUAAAAUCUUUAUACGUAUCUAUGUUAAAGUCAGGACACUGUGGCCAUAAUGGAUAUAGCUGUAGUUUAGAAUAGAAAGGAUAGGGAGAUAUAGUGCAAGCACAAUAGAUAUGCGUCCUGGAGACUCUGAAUUUCGUCGGUUUUUUUUAGAGCAUUAAAUUACAUAUUAAAUGUGCAAAAGGUGAGAUGUGAUAAUAACUUCUUAAGCAUUUAAACUCCCAAAUAAAAUGUAUGGACAGAACAAGUCUCAUAUUUUGUUGCCACGUUGUAGAUGCCGUCGAA